ACACCCCUUCCCCAUCGUCCUCCACGUCCUUCACGGCGUCUCCUUCCCCUCCAAAAUGGCCUCACUAGCACGUCUCCGGCUUCCUCUCGCCCGCCGUAUCCCUUUUGCACGCGCCAUUCAAACCUCGGCGGAUGUCACCCAGCUUGCUGACAACAUCACCGACCACUCGAAGCCAUUCUCGGUCAAGAUACACGAGGAGUCGUACCGAGCAUACAACUGCGACCUCCCUUCAUUGGACGUCCAGGUCUCCAAGGACGAGCUCAUCCACAUGUACCGGGACAUGCAGACCAUGCGUCGCAUGGAGAUGGCGGCCGACGCACUCUACAAGGCGAAGCUUAUCCGUGGUUUCUGCCAUUUGGCCAUUGGUCAGGAAGCCGUAUCGGUUGGUCUUGAGCACGGUAUCACCCCGGAGGACCGUGUCAUCACCGCCUACCGGUGCCACCCCUUCGCCGUCAUGCGCGGCGGCACCAUCAAGGGUGUCAUUGCCGAGCUCCUCGGUCGUCAGGCCGGCAUGUCGAACGGCAAGGGCGGCUCCAUGCACAUCUUCACACCAUCCUUCUUCGGUGGUAACGGUAUCGUCGGUGCGCAAGUGCCCGUCGGUGCCGGUAUUGCUUUCGCACAGAAGUAUCUCGGCAAGAAGACUGCCACCUUCGCGCUCUACGGUGAUGGUGCUAGCAACCAGGGCCAGGUGUUCGAGGCGUUCAACAUGGCGAAGCUGUGGGACCUUCCGUGCGUGUUUGUGUGCGAGAACAACAAGUACGGUAUGGGCACGUCGGCGGAGCGUAGCUCGUCCAACACGGAGUACUUCACCCGUGGCGAUAAGAUUCCUGGUCUCCAGGUCAACGGCAUGGACAUCAUCGCCUCGCGCAACGCCGUUCAGUACGCUCGGAAAUGGGUCACGGAGGGUAACGGCCCGCUGCUGAUGGAGUUCGUCACCUACCGCUACGGUGGUCACUCGAUGUCCGACCCCGGCACCACCUACCGUACGCGUGAAGAGGUUCAGCGGAUGCGUUCGACUCAGGACCCCAUCCGCGGUCUCCAGCGAUACAUUGAGGAGUGGGGCCUUGCCACCGAGCAGGAGCUCAAGCAAAUCGACAAGGACGCCAAGGCCGAGGUCGACAAGGCCGUCGAGGAGGCUAAGGCAUCGCCUGAGCCCGAGCUCAAGGACCUCUGGACCGACAUCUACUACAAGGGCACCGAGCCUCCGUUCAUGCGCGGCCGUGAGCGCGAGGAGGUGCACUACUACUAGAUGCCUUGCCUCUCGUGUGCCUUCGGGUUGGGUUGGUGUAAUGGGUGGUAGCGGACUAUACAUGCACUUUGCUGUUUCUCUUUCAUUAUCGUACUAGAGUCUGUUUUUAUCGUAUUGCCGGAUACAUUACAUGGUUCUUCGUAGCCG
Molecule: messenger RNA, 1396 nt
Organism: Coniophora puteana RWD-64-598 SS2
Lineage: Eukaryota; Fungi; Basidiomycota; Agaricomycetes; Boletales; Coniophoraceae
Product: mitochondrial pyruvate dehydrogenase E1 component beta subunit
Exons: 6
Coding region: 56-1249 (397 amino acids)
Biological process (GO): pyruvate decarboxylation to acetyl-CoA
Cellular component (GO): intracellular membrane-bounded organelle
Molecular function (GO): pyruvate dehydrogenase (acetyl-transferring) activity
Source: RefSeq, a predicted model, not a curated record